Sphaerulina musiva SO2202 is the source of this 2053-nucleotide messenger RNA. Its product is annotated as threonine synthase. Gene Ontology annotation, biological process: L-threonine biosynthetic process. Gene Ontology annotation, molecular function: threonine synthase activity; pyridoxal phosphate binding. Lineage: Eukaryota; Fungi; Ascomycota; Dothideomycetes; Mycosphaerellales; Mycosphaerellaceae. The transcript has 3 exons. Bases 52 to 1719 code for a protein of 555 amino acids. The record is from RefSeq and is a predicted model, not a curated record.
CGAAUAUCACUUCUUCUUCUUCCUCUACAAGCGAGGCUGCAGACCAACACAAUGGUGGCUCACAGUCCUUCGCAGCGCUAUCUCAGCACGAGAGGUGGUUCCUACGACCUCUCGUUUGAGGAAGUGGUGCUCAAAGGACUCGCCAGCGACGGCGGCCUCUUCAUUCCCGAGGAGAUCCCCCAGCUGCCAUCCGACUUCCUGGCCCAAUGGAAGGACAAGUCGUUCCAGGAGCUGGCCUUCGAGAUCUUCUCUCUCUACAUAUCGCCCGGAGAGAUUCCCUCGGCAGACCUGAAGAACAUCAUCCAGAGGAGUUAUGCCACCUUCCGCGCCCCCGAUAUCACGCCGCUGCAGACACUCGACGCGCAGAAGAAGCUGCAUCUGCUGGAGCUGUUCCACGGGCCGACGUUUGCUUUCAAAGACGUUGCGCUGCAGUUUGUGGGCAACCUGUUUGAGUACUUCCUCGUCCGGCGCAACAAGGGUAAAGAGGGGGAUGCCAGAGAACAUCUGACUGUCAUUGGCGCCACCAGUGGAGAUACUGGAUCAGCGGCCAUCUACGGACUGCGAGGCAAGAAGGAUGUCUCCGUCUUCAUCAUGUACCCCAAGGGCAAGGUCAGCCCCAUUCAAGAGGCCCAGAUGACGACAGUGACGGACGCGAAUGUGCACAAUUUGAGAGUCGAGGGCACUUUCGAUGAUUGCCAGGACAUUGUCAAAACGCUCUUUGCUGACUCGGAGCUGAACGCGACCCACCGUCUGGGCGCCGUCAACAGCAUCAACUGGGCACGCAUCCUCGCUCAAAUCACCUACUACGUUCACGCCUACUUCAGCCUCGCCAAACAGACUGGCUCUACCGAUCCGACCGCCCGCUUCGUUGUCCCCACUGGCAACUUCGGCGACAUCCUCGCAGGCUACUUUGCCACUCGAAUGGGCCUACCUACAGACAAGCUGGUCAUUGCCACGAACGAAAAUGACAUCCUACACCGCUUCUGGAAGACAGGAUACUAUGAGAAGCAAGCCAAGCAUGGCAGAGAAGCAGAGGGUGGAGGCGCAGAAGUGGAAGAUGGAGCCAAAGCAGACCCUAGUGGAGUGAAGAUGACUUUUGCGCCGGCCAUGGAUAUUCUCGUCUCGUCCAAUUUCGAACGGUUGUUGUGGUAUCUCGCCUUCCAGACGAGCAAGACAGAAGAGACGAAUAGACGGAGGAUGGAAGCAGGAGCCAAAGUCAAGGAUUGGCUAGAAGCGCUGAAAAAGGAUGGAGGAUUUGGUGUCGAGAAAGAGAUUUUGCAGGCUGCCAUGCAAGAUUUUGAGAGUGAGAGAGUAAGCGACAAACACACCAUCGACACGAUCAAGGAAGUCUAUGGCUGGUCCUCCAUCCCUGCAGCCUCGAAUCCCGUGGUAGCAACAACAGGCAUGCUCCACAACGGUCACUAUAUCCUCGACCCGCACUCUGCGAUCGGUGUUGCCGCUUCUCUACGACAAGCGCAGAAUGUCAGCAAAGAGACGCAUCUGGUCUCGUUGGCUACGGCGCAUCCGGCCAAAUUUUCGCAUGCUGUUGAAUUGGCGCUCAAGGACGUUCCGGGCUUCACUUUCGAGACGGUGCUUCCCGAACAGUUCAUCGGGUUGGAUCAGCUGGAGAGACGCAUUACCGAGUCCAAGGCGGAUUGGAAGCAGGUCAGAGGUAUCGUGGUGCAACAGGUCGCCGAUGAGUUGAAGGGCGAGAGGUGAGGUGUGGUCGAGUCUGAUCAGUGUCCACAUUUGAAGAAACAUUUCCCUUGGGAUGCAAAGCGAGAAGAGAAGAAUACGACUUGUAUGAAGAAAAAAGAUGCAUCGGGUCGAGAAAAAGUUCACGUGCGACGACGAUGGACGGAUUGAAGGGAAAGGUAAACUAAAGAGUCAUAGAUGAGGUCUAGGUAGGUAUAACCUCAAUCAGCCUCAGCACUUUUACAUUACACUCCUGCAUACAUUUGCAAAGUCCGGAAAUCGACGCCAUUGGUGGUGAUGGUGAUGGUGGUAGCUCAACAAUAGCACCAUUACGCUACACUACGCCAAACAGAUCAAG